Molecule: messenger RNA, 2085 nt
Organism: Aspergillus tubingensis
Lineage: Eukaryota; Fungi; Ascomycota; Eurotiomycetes; Eurotiales; Aspergillaceae
Product: Zn(II)2Cys6 transcription factor
Exons: 4
Coding region: 1-2085 (694 amino acids)
Biological process (GO): DNA-templated transcription; regulation of DNA-templated transcription
Molecular function (GO): DNA-binding transcription factor activity, RNA polymerase II-specific; DNA binding; zinc ion binding
Source: RefSeq, a predicted model, not a curated record
AUGUCUUCCAGAGCAAGUAUAACGAAGAAAGCAUGCGACGGCUGUAAGAUUCGAAAGAUUCGCUGUGGUGGUGGUCAGCCAUGUCGGUCCUGCUUCAAUGCACGCAUCAAGUGUACCUACAUCCGGGUCCAGCAACCUCGUGGUCCUCAGAAGCUGCGCGCAACUACCAAGUACCUAAUAGACCAAGCUCAACGCGGUAUCGAGGUACAUGAUGCUCUACCCUCGAUCCCUCAGAGCGGGGAGAUUUUGGAGACCGACCAUACCUCGACACCGGUACAGCGAGAAUGCGGUGCAAAAUCGGAAAGAUCUCGCAUACCCACCAAUGUCCUCGCAUCCCCGCUUUAUAUAUACCACGUGCGAAUGUAUCCAGUCUGGCCGAUCGUCGAUGUCGAAAGUGUCAUGUCCAGUUUGCAACAGGAUGUUGAGGAGAAUGACCACGAGACAUAUGCAUUGGCAACUGCUGUGGCAGCGGCAACGAUCGCUCAGUUAAGGCUAGGGCAAAGUUCUCUCCCUGACAAGUCGGUGACUGCGGAAACAUUUGCAGCGGAGUGUAUGAAGGCCCGCAGAUCCUGCGAUUACCGAUCAAGGCUCAAUUUGAACAAUGUCCGGACGGCCUUCUUCCUUCAUGUAUACUUCGAGAACCACCAAUCGGGCGCCAGCGAAUCACUGUUGUACUUGAGGGAGGCUAUCACUCUCGCCCAGAUGAUGUGCCUGCAUCGAGAAGUCUCGUACGCUGGCCUUCCCUCGGAAGAGCAACAAAUGCGUCGCCGUGUGCUAUGGCUGUUGUUUGUCACCGAACGCGGCGUCUGCAUACUCCACAAACUCCCCGUAGUCUUGAAAACAGAUAUCUCAACCCCAGAGCUUGAUGCGAAUGAUGAGCCCCAGGUUCUGCCGGCCUUUCUGAAACUGCUCAAUCUGUUCCGAUUGUUCGAACAGUCAAAAAUGUUUGACAUCAUCGAGGAUGAUAAGGGAGGCUUUGAGCCACUGUCCAGCGAAGUUCCUAACCUAGACAGCCGUUUUCUCAGGCUACUGCAAGAUAAUUUGCAGGACGGAUCAGCUUUAUUGGACCAUAUUUCAGACGUACAGAAGGCAGACCUUUGCGUUACCAGACAUUGGAUGCGCAUGAUCUUGUGGAAAUUCUCGUCCAAAAAAAGCGCUCAUGGAUCUUCUACUUAUUGGCCCACUUCUCCAUCCUUUCCAAUCUUGGUCGCAAAGGAGCUAUUGAACAUAGUAUCGCAACUACCACGAGCGGCCAUCGAAGCCCACGGGCUCGGUAUGGAGUUGAAACUCUAUGAAAUUGCCAGCUCACUCGCCGAUGCCGUAAUAGACCUCGCAAUGUUGCCACGGGCGCCUUCUUGGGAUAACGAAAGCCGCCCCAGCAGUAUUUUAGCCCGCUUACACUCCAUCCUCUCCACUUUCAGAGGUGGGGGGAACAAGGAGCUAGCUGAGUUACUGUAUAGAAAGAUGGCAGAUGCUCAGGCUAGAAGCGGUCCUGCUUUAUCACCUCCAAUAAGAGAACCACAACCCUCAGUUAAAAGUAAAAUGCUACCUGCAGCUACUACAACUUCUGCGUCAGGUGGAGAGGACCUAACACAUAAACGGGCUACUACUGCAAUGGAAGCUGCAGGUCCCAUAGCUGACGACAUCAGCCCGCUCAAUAAUUGGUCUACUGCCACCGAGGCUCAGCUCCCUGCAGUGCAGUCUGUGGGCCAAGGGCAUAUACAAGAUAGUCUUAGUCUCGAGCACCAUGCGCAGAGUGGGUACAAUGGUCUUCAGCCACUGGAAGACAUGCUAUUCACCGAGUUUGCGGAGUCGACAUUUCCUACGCAACUUGAGUCUUCUCAAAGCGUCUAUGACCCCUCUUUUGGCAACUUGCUACCAUACUCGCUACCCAUGGAGGGUGUGAGAAGUACACCCAUGAGUUUCGCCUCGCUGUCGCCUGCUCUACCCUCUGGCUCCGUUGAAAUGCUGAUAAACGACUUUAUCUCGCAAAUUCCGGAGGGUCAGUUCACACCUGAACUCAACUUUUUAAGCAAUGAAUUUCCAGAUGCAGUCUUGUCCGGCGAAGGAUUUCUGCUUUCUUAG